CUUUCCUAUGCUGUCUCUGCCACCAAGUACCUUUUCAAACUCGGACUUGGACCUCUUGUGUUUCUCAGCAGCUUCCUGCAGUGACUGCUGCCACUCCACCGCAGCUUAAGCAACAUGGUGGUGCUGUGACCAGGCUGGAGAUGGACCUGACCUGUGCCACCUGCCUGGACACUUACCUUGAGCUGGUGAUGCUGAGUUGUGGCCACAGGAUCUGCAGGCAUUGCAUCCAGGAGGAGCGCCCGCAGGUCCGUUGCCCGCUGUGCCAUACCCAGGCAGACCCAGAGGAGCAAAGGCCUGAAGUGCAAUGUGAAGAGAAGGGGGAAAGCUUGGGACAGCAAGAUGGGGUGAUCCUGUGUGACUUCUGCCUUCAGGAGCCCCAGCCAGCUGUGAAGACCUGCGUGAACUGCGAGGCCUCCCUCUGCCAAGCCCACCUGAGCAAGCACAACACAAAGAGCUCUCUGAAAGAACAUGUCCUGAUAGAGCCCUGUGAAGCUCAGGUUUUGGCUGAGAGAAGAUGCCCCCAGCACGGCAGGCUGCUGGAGUGCUACUGUGUGACAGACUCGGUCUGCAUCUGCAUGCUGUGCUGCAUCAUCAGCUCCCACAAGGACCACAAGAUCACCACUCUGGAGGAGGCUUUUGGCAAAGCACAGGGUUUUUUUACUGAAACCCUGGAAGCAGUGAAAAACCACGAAGCUGCGCUGAAUCACAGCAUAGAAAACCUGCUGAAACAAGAGGAGGAAGUAAAGACUGAGGAGGGCCUGCGGAGGGAUCGGCUGGAGAGCCUCUUCAAAGAGAUGUGUCUGCAGCUAGGAAACAGAAAAGAAGAGGUCCUGAAAGCUCUCAGUCACAACGAGGAGCAACAGCUUUCUUGGAUUCAGAAGGAGAUGCAAAAACACAAAGAGGGGAAGGAUGCAGCCAGCCGUGAUGUACGGGAGCUGGAGGCUCUGAGAGAUCAGAAAGACCUCCUUCUUUUCAUCAAGGCUUUUUCAGCAAUUCAAACCAGGGAACGCAUGCCAGUUUCUAAGGAUGAUGAUUUAAAACCAACGCCACCCAUUAUUUUGGAUAAAUUAACAACAGAUGGUACUCUAAGGCUUUUCCAGGAAUUCCUCUCAGACAUGCAGUCCUUAUUUAAAUCACCGCCUGGAGUAACUUCCACAGCAGAGAACGCCACAGAAUCGAAACGCAUUGCGAGGAAGAGGUCAGAACAAACACGUUCUGCAAAUUCCCCACUACAGAAUUCCCUCCUUGUGCCUGGCCACGCUAGGAGGUUUUGAGAGCUCUAGAAAACACCUUCAAAUGAUCCUAAGCAAAUAAGCGUGUAUAAAAUGGC
Messenger RNA from Neopsephotus bourkii (Bourke's parrot), 1330 nucleotides. Its product is annotated as tripartite motif-containing protein 29-like. The transcript is spliced from 7 exons. The record is from RefSeq and is a predicted model, not a curated record. The coding region runs from base 141 to 1274 and encodes 377 amino acids. Gene Ontology annotation, molecular function: zinc ion binding. Lineage: Eukaryota; Metazoa; Chordata; Aves; Psittaciformes; Psittacidae.